Molecule: messenger RNA, 996 nt
Organism: Westerdykella ornata
Lineage: Eukaryota; Fungi; Ascomycota; Dothideomycetes; Pleosporales; Sporormiaceae
Exons: 3
Coding region: 1-996 (331 amino acids)
Source: RefSeq, a predicted model, not a curated record
AUGCGGAUCGGGCGCCAGCUACAUCUGCUCAUUAUCGCCGUUCUUCUGCUGUCCUCCUUCCUCUUUCUUCGAUCAAGCUGGAGUGACGUCGAGGCCGGAAAUCACUCUUCCCCUGGCUGGAUAUAUGAAGCGAAGGAGCCGGAUGUUGCUGAUGGAGCUGCUCAGAAAACAGACCUGCACAACCAACCGGUCCUCGAUCAUCCCACGAAAUCAGCGGAGGAGCGGUUGACCAGCAGUUACUCGGUACAUCCGACAGAGACGGAUGUAGUGAACGAAGCUGCACCAGACGUACCAGUACCCGACCGUGUAGUUGUCAUUGGAAGGCUACAAAGUGAAGACACGAGCUGGGUAGGCGAGGAACUACGGGACUGGCAGCAUGCCAUAUACAUCGUGGAUGAUACCAACAGCACUCACCCGCAUACGACAAUGAACAAAGGACGAGAGGCGAUGCCCUAUCUCACGUACUUGCUGGACCAUUACCACAAACUCCCCUCCACUAUUGCGUUCCUCCACGCUCAUCGCGCUGGUUACCCCUUGGCUUGGCAUAACGAAGGCGAGGACGGGUAUGAUGCGGUUGAGAUGCUGCGGACGCUCAACAUUGAUUUUGUGCAACGUAACGGCUACGCAAAUCUUCGCUGCAUUCACAUCCCUGGCUGCCCAGAUGAGAUACAGCCGUUCAGGAACCCGAGAGAGGAUCAUCGCUCUGCCGAACACGCCAUGCCAGAUGCCUGGGCAUACAUGUUCAAUAAUACAGAUGUUCCUGAGAAAAUAGGGACACCGUGCUGCGCCCAGUUUGCCGUCUCUCGGAGCCAGGUUCUCAAGAGACCACUGUCAGAUUAUCAACGCUAUAUGGAUUGGCUCAUCCAAACCCCUCUGACUGACGAUGUCUCUGGGAGAGUGUUUGAAUAUCUGUGGCAUAUUAUUUUCGGUCGCAGUCCUGUUUACUGCCCUUCUCAUGAGCAAUGCUAUUGCGACGUGUAUGGACGGUGUCCGUGA